GUUUGCCGCGUCUUCGAUAAGCAGACGCCGAACAUCGCAUUCCCCCGUUCCCUUUCCAUCUUCGACGAGCGAAGGCGUACCAUGCCUAUCCCAGAACCAUAUCUGCCUGACUUUGGACUCGAUCUAGCUCCUCGCUACCGCGGAGCGGCAGUGUCCGGCCUACCAACCGUCUAAGUAUCGGCAUCGGCCGCUUUCUAAUGACGUCCCGUACCGCCGUCACAAGCCCCGUUCCAAUCGCCUCGAGAUCAGACGUGCCGUCGUCUCCGGAUCGACUGAACAACAUCAUGCCACCCGUGGCGCCACCUAGGACCUCGUCCAACAACUACAACACAUCCAGCGGCACCUCCGUCUCGAAGAGACGCGAAUACACAGGCGAACCCUCCACGGCCUCGCCUCGUCGCGGAGACCACGAAACAUUACGGCCAGACAUGAAUGGCAGCAAUGCAGCCUACACGGAAGCCUCCGCGUCGCGAAGCCGAAGAUCUCAUCAGCACGCCCCCAUGACCCAGGGUUCUCCGCAUGGAACAAGCAGCCCUCGCGAUGGCCGGGGCGGAGGCGAGAUGGGCCUUCCUAUUCGAUCGCACGAUGCGGCAUCCCACGUGGCGUCGUCGUCACCACGGCAGCCCUCACGCGAAGCCAGCGAGGUCCUAACCAAACUCGUCGUUUCUCAACCCGAAAUCGACAUCCAGCGUGAGAGGGAGCGAAUGACGGAGGCCCAACCGCGAGCAUCGCUCGAUGAGGCGGCACCCCCGCCUGUCGUCCCUCUGUCGGAACGUGACGACAACCGCCGAGGUGCUAGACACCACGCCGGCAGAAGAGACAAGGUAGUCAAGUUUGGCGACUACCAUCUCGGGAAUACUAUCGGCGAGGGCGAGUUUGGAAAGGUCAAGCUCGGCUGGAAACAAGAUAGCGACAUCCAGGUCGCGAUCAAGCUGAUCAAACGAGACACCGUCGGGAGUAACCCGAGUCGGCUGGCCAAGAUUUAUCGCGAGAUUGCCAUCCUUCGUGGUAUCCAGCAUCCGAAUAUCGUUCGAUUGCACGAAAUGGUGGAAACCGAGAGGCAUAUAGGAAUCAUUCUCGAGUAUGCCUCGGGCGGCGAGUUGUUCGAUUACAUUUUGACCCAUCGGUACCUUAAGGAUAAUGCCGCUCGCCGGCUUUUCGCUCAGCUCGUCUCCGGUGUCGGAUAUCUCCAUAAGAAAGGCAUCGUUCAUCGCGACCUCAAGCUCGAGAAUCUCCUUCUGGACCGAAACCGCAACAUCAUCAUCACCGACUUUGGCUUCGCCAACACUUUUGACGCCGACGAGGAACUCAGCCAGGAAGAAGAGCUGAAUUUGACCGAUCGCGAAUUUGUGAAACGUAUGGGUCUCGAUAAGCUCAAGCGGAACGGGACUAGGAAAGGCGACUUGAUGCAGACGAGCUGUGGUAGCCCCUGUUAUGCCGCCCCUGAGUUGGUUGUUAGCGACUCCCUUUACACAGGUCGGAAAGUGGACGUCUGGAGUUGCGGCGUCAUCCUGUAUGCGAUGCUUGCUGGCUACUUGCCCUUCGAUGAUGAUCCCGCGAACCCAGAGGGUGACAACAUCAAUCUUCUCUAUAAAUACAUCGUCAACACCCCUCUCACAUUCCCUGAAUACGUCACUCCGCACUCCCGCGACCUCCUCAGACGGAUUCUUGUUCCGAAUCCCAGGAAAAGGGCCGACCUGUUUGAGGUCGCCCGGCAUAGCUGGCUCAGCGAAUAUGCCCACGUUGUCGAGUUCAUCACCAGCAGCACCACGACCCCCACCGAGAUUCAAAACACCACCGUGCCCGCCGAAGACGAGAGGCCAAUGGUCGCGCGUAGUGCUUCGGUCCGUGAGGCCUCCAGAACGAAGGCAGUCAGUCCCACCGCCGUCGUCGGCGGUUUGGCUUCCAAACAAGGGACGGUCGAUCCAGAGGCUGAAGCUGCCGCCCGGAAGGACUCGAAGCGCCGCACUGUUCAGGUUGAGUACGUGGCCCCCACGACGCAAACGCAAAGGGGAGAUGGCCUCAUCGCCACGGCAACCACGCCGACCACGCAAUCCCCUGGACGCGGUAAGUCGAGGGCUCGUUCGAACAGCCAGGGUCCCGUCGAGGUCGAAAGCCCCAAGGACAAGCCCUUACCCAAGGAUCCUCCCGUGUCGAAGGAAACAUACUCGAAGACUGCCCGUCAGAAUACACGCCCACCGAGUUCGUACCGAAACGCGGGCGCCCCCGGGCGUCCAGGCACUCGCUCUACAUCCGACAACGUUUAUAUGUCGAGUGGCGCGGGCCAAACAGGACCGCGGCCGCAGACUGGAGGCUCGAUGGGUUCAGUUGGGUCCAUGGGCCUAGGAGGUGGAAGCCGGCCCUCCUAUGGCCAGCCAAUCCCCCCUUCUGUCGCGGGUACCAACGCCCACGGCAGUAUUCAGCAGCCAAACGACACCAUGGGUCAUCCCAGCGUCAGCGCCAACCCUAUGCCGCCCAAGUUCGCCAGGGUUGCCGGAUACCAACCUGGCCAACAGGGCGGUGGCGGUUAUCGGCCAUCACCACCGGUCGAGGGUAGGGGUCAUCGGCGCUCGAGCACGCUCACGGACCUUGGAUCCAAGCUUCUCGGGCGCAACGCAUCCAUGUUUAGCGGCAAGAGCAAAAGGCGAUCGGAGAUGCCGGGUGAGGAUAGAUCGAGGAAGUAUCCCCCGGUCAGUAUGUCCCUGCAGGGAGGUGGAGAGUCACGACAGUCGAUAGAUUCGAGAGCCUCCCGGCGUUCCUUCUCCAUCGGCUUCAAUAAGAAGCGGAGUGGUAGUAUCACUCCUUCUCACGCCUCUCAGGAGAAGCAGACCCGGAGAUUCUCGCUCCUACCCCCGUCUUUAUCACGAGCCAUGGGCUUCGGUAAAGACUCGGAAGUGCCACAUCCAGACACGCCUUCUCAACAGAACUUGCCCAUCCAAGACCCCCCGGAACUGGAUGAACGAGGGCGCUACUUCGAUGGAGCUUCUCAGUCCAUGGGCCAGACGGCCUACUAUGAUGGUGGCGACCUCGAUACGCCGGGCUACCAGCCCAACCGGCCUCCCUCCAACUCGGCACCGGCGCUGCAACAACGGCAGGGCUCGUCGCACAUGAACAAGCCACCCACCGCCAUCCCAUCGCACAUGCAACAAGGCGCCGUGCUGAACACGGGAUCCGAGUCGUCGCUGGAGAACCCUCGACAUGGCCGCCAGGGCAACAUCCCUUACCAGGCCGGAGGCUUCUCGGAGUCGGACGGCUACGAUGGACGGAGGAUUGGUGCCAAGGGACAACGCGGGACGCUACAAAAGAACAAGAGGUUUACGGACGCCUACGAGCAAGACGACUAUCACAACGGCCACGAGGGCAGCAGCGGCGCAGCGAAGCGUGUUAUGGACUUCUUCCGGAGACGCGGCAGGGCGAGAGGCGGCGAAGAGAGGUAGAGAGGACUCUGGAAACCCCCGGCUUUCUCGCCUUGUUCCCUUCCGAGAUCCCUGAUAUGAUCAUGAGUGCUAUCAACCCUUAUGCGGGCGAUGUACGCAUCGCAGCUGAGUCUCGGUCCAAGCAGGCGCAUAGAGUGCUGGCUGGGCUCAUCAUGACCCGAUGACUCCUCUUUU
This is a messenger RNA of Sodiomyces alkalinus F11, 3611 nucleotides long. Its product is annotated as kinase-like protein. NCBI's taxonomy places the organism in Eukaryota, Fungi, Ascomycota, Sordariomycetes, Glomerellales, Plectosphaerellaceae. The coding region runs from base 198 to 3437 and encodes 1079 amino acids. Gene Ontology annotation, cellular component: cytoplasm. Gene Ontology annotation, molecular function: tau-protein kinase activity; ATP binding; protein serine/threonine kinase activity. Gene Ontology annotation, biological process: microtubule cytoskeleton organization; intracellular signal transduction; protein phosphorylation. The transcript has 3 exons. The record is from RefSeq and is a predicted model, not a curated record.